AGCAGCUGUGCUUGAGGCAAGCUUUCCCUGGCCUAAGACUUUUGGGGAGCCAAGAAAGACACUCUGGACUCCACUAUGGACAGCCUCCUGAUGAAGCAGAGGAAGUUUCUUUACCAUUUCAAAAACGUCCGUUGGGCUAAGGGUCGCCACGAGACCUACUUGUGCUAUGUGGUGAAGCGGCGAGACAGUGCCACCUCCUUUUCAUUGGACUUUGGUCACCUUCGAAAUAAGUCGGGUUGCCACGUGGAAUUGCUCUUCCUGCGCUACAUCUCCGACUGGGACCUGGACCCCGGCCGUUGCUACCGGGUCACCUGGUUCACCUCGUGGAGUCCCUGCUACGACUGCGCCCGGCACGUGGCUGACUUUCUGAGAGGGAACCCCAACCUCAGUCUGAGAAUCUUCACCGCGCGCCUCUACUUCUGCGAGGACCGCAAGGCUGAGCCCGAGGGUCUGCGGCGGCUGCACCGCGCAGGCGUUCAAAUCGCCAUCAUGACCUUCAAAGAUUAUUUUUAUUGCUGGAAUACUUUCGUGGAAAAUCGUGAAAAAACUUUCAGAGCCUGGGAGGGGCUGCAUGAAAACUCAGUUCGUCUAUCCAGACAGCUCCGACGCAUCCUUUUGCCCCUAUAUGAAGUGGAUGAUUUACGAGAUGCAUUUCAUACUUUGGGACUUUGAUACCAACCUCCAAGAAUGUCACAUACAAUGAAAUAUCUCUGAAGAUAGUGUGUAAAAGAACCAUCCUUCAAGAAUUCUGUUUUUCUUCAACUCUCAAUAUCUUAGAGUUUGGAGAAAUAAUAUUCAUAUUUAUAUGACUUUUAAAAUGUAUCUCAAAAAUGGAGAAGGAAUACAGGCCCAGGAGAUAAAUGCUGCAGCUAGUGCACUUUUUAAUGCAACGGCGCCCCCUAUUGGGGGAUGACAGAACUGCAGAGUCUGGGAGCGCCUAAAGUGUUAACGUUCUUCUACAACUGUUUAGGCAGGGAAGUGGAAGAUAAAUCCUUACGAGCAUGGUGAAAGGAUAAAGUGUUUUCGUAGUCAUCAAAUGUUUUUUAUUUGAUUCAUUCUGAGUUUUCAAUAGCAGUGAUAGAUUUUUACACUCCUUUCCUUUAAGGUUCACUUUCAAAUGAACCAGAAGUGAACAAAUUUCCAUCAGGUCAUGUGUAGAAUCUCUUAAUGAGAAACUCAGGGUGCUCGUAACUGGGAGACAUCUCUUCAAAGCAUUGGUAUCCAAGCAUGUGCUGUAUGUUUUAAUUAUUUGAGACAUGUUUUUAUGUUUGUACAUAAGAGGAUUGGGGGGGAGGUAUGGAAUGUGCCUUGUCGCCUUCAGACUAUUUGAUAAUAAAGGGCCUUACAAUGAAGAUGAGGACUGUGAAAAUGAUGCCCAAAAUGCAUGGAUGCUUCUAGUGACAAAUCUGGAAAACACAUCUUUUUAAAGUAGUCCAUAGUUUAGAAAACAUACCCAAAACUUCACACGUGAUAGUUAAUGAAUGCUUGGAAGGGAGUGGCUUGAAUAUUGAGAAAAGAAAAAUCUAUUUUUUGCAAUGGGUCCUUUAACCUCAGCAAUGUCAACCAAACCAUGGUUUUCUAUUUUUUUUGUACAUAUGUGAUGUCUCUCUCAAAGAAAUGUUCACUAUAUGAGAGAAUGUAACAGAACAGAAUAGUGUUUGGGAGGACAGAGAACAUUAAAUGCACAACUGUAUUGUUUUAUUCUUGUUAUACAUAAGUUUGUGAAAGAGUUAAAUAUUAAAAAUCCUUAUUUCAUGUAUCCAUUCAUAUUUUAUAUUAUACUAUAUAGUAUCUAAUAUUUUAGUUAUAAUUUUCUUUUCAGAUAUACUGAAAUGGAUUCUUUAAUGUCUCAUCGAUUUAUGCUUUUAGAAAUAAUUCUAAUAACAAAGUACAUAAUUGUAACAUAGUGUAACAUGUCAUAAUAUUGCUAUAAAACCAUUCUUUUGAUUUUUAGUAAAUUUUUCCUACAGCAUUUUGAUUCUGGCUCAUUUCAAUCAACUGAAUAAAUGAUAAGUAAUUUUGGAAGUUUUAGAGAUAAAAUGCUGAAUAAAAUAAUUCUAAAAAUGAUUUCUUUAUAAAGUUAAGUUAAAAAGUCAGUGUGAUGAAAUAGACUUGAGAGUCCAUAAAUUAUCCCAUUCAUCUGUGUUCAACUGACUUCUGACCAGGGUGCCAGGACCAUUU
This is a messenger RNA of Phyllostomus discolor (pale spear-nosed bat), 2181 nucleotides long. It is a transcript of the gene AICDA, whose product is annotated as activation induced cytidine deaminase. Gene Ontology annotation, biological process: DNA cytosine deamination; negative regulation of single stranded viral RNA replication via double stranded DNA intermediate; cytidine to uridine editing. Gene Ontology annotation, molecular function: cytidine deaminase activity; RNA binding; zinc ion binding. Gene Ontology annotation, cellular component: nucleus; P-body; cytoplasm. NCBI's taxonomy places the organism in Eukaryota, Metazoa, Chordata, Mammalia, Chiroptera, Phyllostomidae. The transcript has 5 exons. The record is from RefSeq and is a predicted model, not a curated record. Bases 76 to 672 code for a protein of 198 amino acids.